This is a messenger RNA of Cuscuta europaea, 1156 nucleotides long. Lineage: Eukaryota; Viridiplantae; Streptophyta; Magnoliopsida; Solanales; Convolvulaceae. The record is from the annotation of a GenBank genome assembly.
CCUUUUAUUCAUCUCCUUCUUCUUUCCCUCCUCCCGAGCCUUAGAUUUUUGUGUGGGGGACCUGUCAUUGCCCCCGGGACCGGCGGGCUUCCCUUGCAAGAAAUCGGUGGGCAUCAAUGACUUCGUUUACUCCGGCCUAGCAGCGGCCGGAAACACCACUAACAUCAUCAAAGCCGCAGUCACCCCAGCCUUUGACGUUCAAUUUCCGGGCGUCAACGGUCUAGGGCUGUCUAUGGCCCGACUUGAUUUGGCCGUAGGCGGUGUCAUUCCCCUCCACACGCAUCCCGGAGGGUCGGAGAUCCUCAUGGUCACUAAAGGGUCAAUCUGUGCCGGAUUCGUAUCGGCCCUUGAGAACAAGGUAUACUUCAAACAGCUUCACACGGGGGAUGUCAUGGUUUUCCCUAUGGGAUUACUUCAUUUCCAAAUAAACUCUGGGAAAACUGAAGCUGUGGCCGUAGCUGCCUUCAGUGCCCCAAACCCAGGCCUUCAAAUCACAAGUUUCGCUUUGUUUAUGAAUGAUUUGCCGACAGAAACCGUGAAUGCUGUUACUUUCAUUGAUGUUACUCAAAUCAAGAAGCUCAAGGGUAUCCUCGGUGGCAAGAAUUGAUGGAGGGAAAUCGUUCUUUUGAUCAUAAAUCUACUACCACUCCAAAUAUUUCUAUAGUCAAUUAAGAGUGUAUCUGGAGUAGCUUAUUGUAUUAUUAGAGCUUGUUUUGUCAUAAGUGUUCUUUCAUUCAAGCACUUAAAGUGCUUUUAUGAUAAACACCAACUUGUUUUUUCCACUUAAUAAUUAAAUAAGCGUAAAGAGUGUUUUUUGUUGUUAAUUUAAUUUGUGUUUCCUCGGCCCGGACCAAAUUAAAUGUUUUUUUAUUAAGCGAAAGUAAUCCGUUUCCUAAAAGCAGUACUAAUUCAUUCGAAGUCUUUCAUAAUCUAAUAGAAGUCCUCACACUUGAUUGACUUGAAAAGGGGUGGAUACACCACAUAACACACCAAGUAAAUUACUCCAUAUUAAGUAAAUUGUACAGAGUAGGACUUUUUAAAUAAUUGUAGGAUGAUUUUAAAAAAUUCUACUUUACGUGUUAGGAGGAUGUUAAAAUAUUCUGCAUUUCUUUUAAGUGAUUGUGAUGGAUAGUGUACCCGGAGUAGCUUAUCCGAG